This is a messenger RNA of Paraglomus brasilianum, 1518 nucleotides long. The record is from the annotation of a GenBank genome assembly. Lineage: Eukaryota; Fungi; Glomeromycota; Glomeromycetes; Paraglomerales; Paraglomeraceae.
AUGUCGCUGAAUACCGCACAGGAUGCAACCGAUAUGACGACUGAAACAGCACGACAUAUAAGCACAGAGAAGAGUAUAGAAAUCUCAGUAGUAGAGGAUGCUGAGAAAGCUGAGCAGACUAAAGCCAAAGACAUAACCAUAGUUGCAAUGCGCAAUUUUUACAUAAUUGCAAGCGCCUAUCUAUUAUUCACCCUCACAGAUUCGGCACUGAGAAUGGUUGUGCUGUUAGAACUAUAUCAACGUCACUACAAUGCACUCCAAAUUUCGAUCAUGUUUAUGCUAUACGAAUUCUUGGGCGUGGUCACAAAUCUUGUCGCUGGGAUUAUUGGAGCACGUCUUGGGCUUCGCUUCUGUCUCGUGACAGGUCUCAUCUUUCAAUUAAUUGGCAUCGGCGUUCUAAUCGGUCUGCAAGAGGAUUGGUCACGUACUUGGGUUAUAAUAUACAUUGCCCUAGCUCAAGGAUUCAGUGGCGUUGCAAAGGAUAUGGUGAAGUUGGGUGGGAAAUCGGUGACUAAGCUGGUUACGCACGAGGACGGUCAACAUCAAUCCAAAUUAUUCAAACUAGUUGCUUGGUUGACUGGUGCAAAGAAUUCUAUCAAAGGUGCAGGAUUCUUCUUGGGAGCACUCUUAUUGAAUAUAGUUAGCUAUAGAGUAUCGUUAUCAGUGUUGUUAGGAAUGAUUGCUAUUAUAUUACCACCCAGUAUGCUAUGGUUAGAUAGUCAAUUAGCAGUCAGCAAGCGCAAGGAGGCCUUGACACUAAGGCAAAUAUUCGAUAAGGGGAGGGAUGUGAAUAUACUCUCACUAGCGAGAAUGUUCCUAUUCGGAUCAAGAGAUCUGUGGUUUGAAGUACCGUUACCGUUAUUCCUCCGGGGUCCAUUUGGAUGGUCGUUUAUAGCAACGGGAGCCCUGCUCGCCGGGUGGGUAAUAUUCUAUGGCGCAGUGCAAUCAAGCACACCACAGCUUAUUCUAAGACCGCUGGGAAUAUAUCCAAUUGAAAAAGCUACCUAUCUUGUUCCAUCAACACUAGUUUUGUUGAUCGUAACCAUCGCUGUUGCUAUUGUUCUUACAGUUAUCAAAGAGAUAAAUACGACUCUACUUGCUUUACUUCUCGUAGGAUUGUUUGCUUUUGCCUUUGUUUUUGCUAUCAAUUCUUCGAUCCAUUCAUUUUUGAUUCUCUCCUAUUGCCAUAGAGAUAAGGUUGCAAUGAAUGUAGGAUUCUAUUAUAUGGCUAACGCAAUGGGCAGACUCGUUGGUUUGAUUCUAGGAGGUGUACUGUUCUAUUACGUAGGACUUUAUGCCUGUCUUUGGACAAGCGCUGGUGCUUUACUUAUAUGUAUGAUCGUAUCAGCAUUCUUGGGUCCUUUGUGUGGCGCUGAUUUAUCACCGCCUGAUUUAUCGCCGCCUGAUUUAUCGCCGCCUGAUUUAUCGCCGCCUGAUUUAUCGCCGCCUGAUUUAUCGCCGCCUGAUUUAUCGCCGCCUUCUAUCCCAAGUUCGGACCAUACAUCCAUUAAUCACUAA